This is a messenger RNA of Perca fluviatilis (European perch), 1613 nucleotides long. Its product is annotated as boLa class II histocompatibility antigen, DQB*0101 beta chain-like. The coding region runs from base 36 to 794 and encodes 252 amino acids. Lineage: Eukaryota; Metazoa; Chordata; Actinopteri; Perciformes; Percidae. Gene Ontology annotation, biological process: positive regulation of T cell activation; peptide antigen assembly with MHC class II protein complex; immunoglobulin production involved in immunoglobulin-mediated immune response. Gene Ontology annotation, molecular function: MHC class II protein complex binding. The record is from RefSeq and is a predicted model, not a curated record. Gene Ontology annotation, cellular component: MHC class II protein complex; membrane. The transcript has 4 exons.
AAGCCACAGCAGUACGGUCUAGUAGUGGAUUCAACAUGAAAUGCUUCACAUGCCUGCUCUCUCUGUGUCUUUUCUCUCAGUCUGUGGAUUGUGACGCCGAUGGAAAUGGGUACUUCAUGUAUGCCGACUUCUGGUGUGCCAUGUACUCCAGAGACCGCGAGCAGGUGGAAUAUCUGGUCGACUGGUACUUUAACGAAGAGUUCAUGAUGCAGUACAACAGCACCGUCGGGAGCUGGACGGGCUUCACUCCAGCUGGAUUAGUGUCUGCGUCGAUGUUAAACGCAGACAAGCAUGAUCUUCUGCAGAGGAGAGUGGAGAAGGAACUGAUAUGUGUCAACAAUGUCGAUUUGAUAUUUAACAUAACUGAGGAGAACAUGGCUGAACCCAGCGUCACGCUUGUGGAGACCACCAGCUCCAGCCACGGCACCAUGCUGGUUUGCAGCGCAUAUGACUUCUACCCCAAAAACAUCAGGGUGACGUGGUACCGGAACGGACAGGAAGUGACCUCGGGCGUGACCUUUAGCGAGGUGAUAACAAACGGAGACUGGACCUAUCAGGUCCACUCUUACCUGGAGUACACACCUGGCCGGCAGGACGGGGUCAGCUGUAUGGUGGAGCAUGUCAGCCUCAGGAAGCCCAAGAUUUAUAACUGGGAUUCUUCCAUGCAUCAGUCUGAGAGAAGCUUCCUGAUUGGUGGAGCCUCUGCCCUGCUGUUGGGAGCUGUGUUACUGUCCUCGGGACUGGUCCACUACAGGAGGAAAAGCUCUGAUCCACGAUUUUCAAACACUUUAUAACUAGUUUAGCUAAUUUUAGACAUAUAAGACACCAGUUACCAAUAGCUGCAGCUAAACUGUUUUUGCAUUCAGUGAUCUUCUCAUAUUUAUCUUACUGUUCUAAAAGCUGGUCCCAGGCAGGUGGGACUACGCUAAAACCUGUAUGUGCCCUUUACAAACAAGCUGUGAAACUUCUUGACAAAAAACCAAGAACCUACCAUCACUGCACCAUCAUAAAAAAACACAACCUAUUAACCUUUGACAGUUUUCUCUCUUUUGCAGACAUGUGCCGGAUGUAUAAAUUGACCCAUGAUCUUGCACCAGCCCCACUCAAGCAAUGUGUGUCAUUUUGUAGAAAUAAUGUAAGGGUCACCAGGGUUUCUGUAAGAGGUGACUGUUACACUCAAUUUAGGAAGACUACAUUUGGUCAAUCAGCUUUUUCAUUUACUGUAGUAGAGAAGUGGAACUUAAUUCAUAUUUCUGUGUGAAUUAAGUUAUAUUUCUUAUAUAAUACUUCAUAUUAGAGAUUGUGCAAGUCUUCUCAGCAGUUUUAAAAUGUCCUUAAAGACUUGGCUGAAGACGAAUCAACUAUGUGAUCAUUGAUCUUUUUAUAACAUGGAAUGUAUAUUUGUAUUUUGGUUUAUAUGUGAGUAAUGCUUGUCACAUGUUGUUAAGUUUCUAUCUGUUUUGAUAGUAUUGUCUGUAUUGUCUAUAUUGUCCUUUUAUCUCCAUUGCCCAGGGACCACAGAUGUAAAUUAGCUGUAUAGCUAACUCUGGUGCAGGGCCUGAACUGUGCAUGGUGCCUGACAAUUAAAUUAAUAAAAUACAAAAAAAAUAAAU